Molecule: messenger RNA, 1055 nt
Organism: Vanrija pseudolonga
Lineage: Eukaryota; Fungi; Basidiomycota; Tremellomycetes; Trichosporonales; Trichosporonaceae
Exons: 3
Coding region: 51-1055 (334 amino acids)
Source: RefSeq, a predicted model, not a curated record
GCAUCACUCACUCACCAUCAACACACUUGGCAUGCUGCGGCGCCGUCGCCAUGCCCGAUGAGUCGAGUACAGACACAGGCGGCGAAGUGACGCUCAGCAUCACCCUCACCGCCCCGCCAGCGUGGCUUGAGUGGUCGCGGCGGGACAGCGAUCCGCUCGCCCCGGUGUCGGCAUAUACAUCGCGCGCGCCCAAGUUCACGUAUACACGCCUAAAGGCCGUUCGCCCCAGCGCGAGCAUCGCCGCAGUGCUCUCUGACGUAUCCGCCCUCACCCCCCUCGUCGCCGCGAUCAACGAGUCGCGCGCCACCGAGCUCGAGCUGAGCAUCACGGCAGACUGGGCGGACCAACGUGCAGCCUUCACCGAGGCCUUCCUCGCCCUCCUCGACCUGCCCACGCUGCGCUCCCUCGGCGUCGAGACCACAGUGCACCCGCGCGAAGUGUCCUCGCUCGUCAACUUGCUAUCCCGCACACCGCAUCUCGAACGCCUCGCCAUCGACCUCUCCCGCUCCAAGUCCAAGCCCGCAGACGAACACGCCAUCAUCUCCGCGCUGGAGGCUGCCGGCUCGCUGGCAGACUUUUGCCUGUACGGCUGCUGCUCGUCCUUCUGGUCCGGGUGCCGGUGUACCUUUCCGAACCGGCUGGCAAGCGGGCACAUCCAGCGACUGGCAAGGGUUGUCGAGGGGAGCGGGGAGCGAGCGGCCGCGGUGCGCGGCGCGGCGCUGGGGGUGCUCGUUGCUGCUAGGGUGCUGCUGCGCGCGUUUCCCGAGGGCGGGGUGCCGCACAAGAAGAAGGGCCGGGGUCGAGGGAGGGAAGGAGCAAGUGGGACCGAGGCGACGCCGCCGCCCAUCCUCACGCUGCCGCCGGAGCUGAGGCUCCACAUUGCCUCGUUUGUCGGCCGAGGUGUUCUCGACGCCGCCCAGACCAGCCAAGUGCUCCGCGCCGCGGCGAGCUACGACGCGCUGCAGCGCGAAGUCGCGUGGCGGCGUCUCGCCCUCCGCCGAGGGCUGGGCGAGGUGGCUGCGCGGGACGAGUGGCUCGCGAGCGCGGGGUUGUAG